Salvia hispanica is the source of this 962-nucleotide messenger RNA. RefSeq names its product peroxisomal 2,4-dienoyl-CoA reductase [(3E)-enoyl-CoA-producing]-like. Gene Ontology annotation, molecular function: 2,4-dienoyl-CoA reductase (NADPH) activity. Gene Ontology annotation, cellular component: peroxisome. The record is from RefSeq and is a predicted model, not a curated record. Gene Ontology annotation, biological process: fatty acid catabolic process. Lineage: Eukaryota; Viridiplantae; Streptophyta; Magnoliopsida; Lamiales; Lamiaceae.
CAAAGCAUUUUGCAAAGUAGAGAGAAAUGGAAUCUCCGUUCAAUGGCGAUAUAGUGAAAGGCAAGGUAGCUCUGUUGACCGGUGGCGGCUCGGGCAUCGGGCUCGACAUGGCCAUCCAAUUCGGCAAACAUGGAGCCUCCGUUGCUAUCAUGGGCCGCCGCAAAGACGUUCUCGAUGCCGCCGUUGCCUCCCUCACAUCCCUCGGCAUCCCCGCAGUAGGGUAUGCAGGGGACGUGAGGAAGCAAGAAGAUGCGCGAAGAGUGGUGGAAGAGACGGUGACGCAUUUUGGGAAGCUCGACAUUCUCGUCAAUGCUGCUGCUGGCAAUUUUCUGGUCGUUGCUGAGGAUCUCUCGCCCAAUGGUUUUAAGACAGUGAUGGAUAUUGACACUCUUGGCACAUUUACUAUGUGUCAUGAAGCUUUUCCCUACCUCAAGACUGGUGGUGGUCUCAUACUCAACAUCAGUUUUCACAACUCAGCAUCCAAUUGGUACCAAGUCCAUGCCUCUGCUGCCAAGGCAGCCGUCGACUCUGUCACAAGAAACCUAGCCCUGGAAUGGGGUGCAGAUUAUGACAUAAGAGUGAAUGGGAUAUCUCCAGGCCCCAUUGCAGACACAGUUGGCUUGUCCAAACUUGAGCCUCAAGAUGUAGAUGUCGAAGCCACGACGCCUCUCUAUAAACUCGGCUCAAAGUGGGAUGUCUCCAUGGCUGCUCUCUAUCUUGCCUCUGAUGCUGGCAAGUACAUCAAUGGAGUGAUCAUUCAAGUGGAUGGAGGGCUUUUCCUAAGCAAGCCAAGGCAUCUUCCCAAAGAAUCUGUGAAGCAGCUAUCUUUAGCUCGGGAGAAAAAAUUAGUGGCAACCAGCAAACUGUAGAGCAUAAGCUCAAUCUUCUUUUAUGAUAAUGUUGAAUCUCCAAACUGCAGAAAAUUGGUCUUGUGAUGUCUGGUUUUAUAUUACUCCACAAGA